ACCUACUGGACAGGUGUGGUUAUUGCAAUGACAAUACCUAGCUAUGGAGUAAUGUUUAGAUUAGGGAAAAUAGUGAUAGUGCACUCCCUCCCUCAUCUAAAAGCCAAGUCGUCCGAUACAUUUACAUUUCUAUUUACAACUACGUCGUGUUUUCCAUAAGGAUAUACAGAAAGGCAUGAAAGUUUAGCCUAUUCCCAGGGGCACUUUUAUCACACAGGACCUCUGCUAAUAGCAGAGUCCUUCCUAGCUGCUUGAGUGAAGAUGGCGCAGGCACUAUCAGAGGAGGAGUUCCAUCGGAUGCAGGCUCAGCUUUUAGAGCUGAGGACACAGAACUACCAACUUUCAGAUGACCUGCGGAAGAACACAACUGAGCUGAAUGCUGUUCGUCUGAAGACUGUGACCUUGGAGAAAGAUUACAUCAAAGCACAUAAGGCUCUGAAUAAAAGCAAGAAAGCUCAGGAGGUGGAUGCAUUACUCAGCGAGAACGAGAUGCUGCAAGGCAAGCUGCACAGCCAAGAGGACGACUUCAGACUGCAAAACAGCACCCUGAUGCAGGAGCUGUCCAAGUUAUGUACUCAGAUAGAGGAGCUACAACAUGAAAUCAAAGAGCUAAAGGAUGGCAAGGGGCUGCAGGCUGAAUCCUCCGGUACCAUCUCCAUCUCUGUGGAUGGAGAGUUACUGCGCCUCCAGGCAGAGAACGCUGCCCUUCAGAAAAAGAUGACGGCCCUUCAGGAGCGCCAUGAGAGUGAGAUAAAGAGCCAGAGGGGAGCGGAGGUCAGUGAAACCAAAGCCUCAGAGACAGAUGGCCUGGCUGACACCAACGGUGUCCGGUUGCACUCUGACGUCAGUGAGACCAGGGAGGACUCUGCAGCCGGAACCAAUGACAGACUGGAACAGGCGGAGGCAAAGUGUGCCAAACUGGAACAGCGAGUGACUGAGCUAAGUGGAUCUGCAGUGAGGACCCCCGGGCUAGUUAUGAAACAGGAUGCUCUUAGGUGGUCAGCACUGUGUCCAAAUCCAAUAAUGCAAUGCUUUGGGCCAGAGGUGGAGCUGCACCUGCACACUGAGGUGGAGGAGAAGCGCCUACUGAAGGAGCAGCUCCAAGCACUAGAGUCAUCCAAACAGGCAGACAUCACUCAACUUCAAGAAGAAAUAGCAAAGCUCUCUGAUAAAUUGAAGAAAAAACAAGACCGCUUUCUGCGUUCGCAAGCUGAAAAAGAAGCCCUUUAUAAUGACAGCAGGACUAAAAUUGAUGAGAUUCAACAGAGGAAGGAGGAGGAGCUAAAGUCAUUGAACAUCCGCAUCCAGAAGUUACAGGGAGAUCUGCUGUCAGCCAACCAGAGUGUUGGCGAGAUGAAGGAGCAGCUACAGAGCCGACAGAAGGAGCAUGAGUUAGUUCUACACACACUCAGAGAUCAGAUAGCGUGUCAGAGUGCUGUGAGUCAGGAGCAGGUGGAGAAUAUCCUGACUGAGAACGAUGCUCUCAGGACUAACCUAGUCGCUCUGGAACAGAUUCAGACAGUGAAGACUCAGGAGAUGAACCUUUUGCGUGACCAAAACACGGCUCUGAACGUUGAGCUGCAGCAGAGACGGACAGAGCAGGAGAGCUUCCUGGCACAGAGAGAUGACCUUAACUCUCAGCUACAGGAGGGGAACCGUGCCAACAGCAGACUGUUGGAACAGCUGACUGUAUUGGACCAAUGGAAAGACCGAUUACAGCAAGAGCUGGAGGAGGCUAAAAAGACAGCUGACAAGCGGAAGGCCAUGCUGGAUGAACUGGCCAUGGAGAUAAUCACAGAGAAGUCCCGGCACAAGGAGGAGCUGAGCGACGUGCGUCUGCAGCAUGAGAAGGAGGUGCUGGGGGUGCGGGCACGCUACGAGAAGGAGCUGAGGGGACUCCAUGAGGACAAGAACCGCACAGAGGAGGGGAUCCGCUCACAGCUCCGAGACGAGAAGGCUCGCAAUAAGGAGCUGGAGGGUCUGCAGCAGUGUGUGGAGGAGCUGCAGGCCCAGGUCCAGUCCAUGGAGGACACUAAGGGCUGGUUUGAACGCAGACUCAAAGAUGCUGAGGAGAGCAUGGAGAAGAGCUGUCUGGAGCACCAGGAGAGCACGGAGAAGCUGCAGGAAGAACACUCUCUCCAACUGGAGGGAAAGGCAUCUGAUAUAGAUGGUGUGAACCUACAGUUGACAGAGGUGGAGAAGGAAAGGGAUGUGCAUUUUGAAACCAUUGGAAAACUGAAGCAGGAGAUUAAAGACACGGUGGAUGGCCAGAGGAUCCUGGAGAAGAAAGGUAGUUCAGCACUGAAAGACUUGAAGAGGCAGCUACAGCUAGAGAGGAAGAGAGCUGAUAAACUCCAGGAGCGGCUACAGGAGAUCCUCACCAACACUAAGACCAGGACAGGCCUGGAAGAGCUGGUGUUGUCAGAGAUCAGCUGUCCUAGUCCUAAGCAGCAGAGGGGAGAUAACAGCAGUGUCUCGUCCUUCAGCUACGGGGAGAUCAUGAAGGAGGGAGCCACAUCACAGAGCAUCAACAAGUCCACCAGUGGCAGCCCCCAGUCCCAGCGGCCUGCUGACCUGUCUGAUGAUGAGGUUGGGGAGCUGUUCCAGAGGCUGGCUGGGGUGCAGCAGGAGAAGUGGAUGUUGGAGGAGAAGGUGAAACACCUAGAGGUCAGCUGCUCCUCCAUGGCUGAUGACAUCUGUAAGAAAAGUUCUAUCAUCGAGACCUAUGUCAUGGACAGCAGGAUAGCACAUGGUGCACAUGGUGCAACGGCGGUUGCCCAUCACGUGGGCCAGGUGGGGGGACAUGGACAUGGCUUGGGCUCUGUGCUCAGGGACCUGGUGAAGCCUGGGGACGAGAACAUGCGGGAAAUGAACAAGAAGCUGCAGAACAUGCUGGAAGAACAGCUGACCAAGAACAUGCAUUUACAGAAGGACCUUGAAGUUCUGUCUCAGGAGAUUGUCCGUUUAAGUAAAGACUCAAGUCCUGGAGCUGGCUCAGCUACGGGCUAAAAGACUGGAACAAGUCCAUCCUCUCUGCCCUCUCUCUUCACCUGUUUCUGUGGCCAACAAGAGGACAUUACCUAACUGACUGACUGAACCUCUGGCUGGGAACACAGAUGAAAGGAGAGGGAUAGAGGAGGGUAGGAAAGGGUUCGUUCUCUUGAAACUGCUUUACUACUGAAUGUACUUACUGUAACAUGUCUUGGUUCUUUCUGUGGUAUUGUGAUCUGACUUCUGUCUGUCUGCACUCUCUGCCUCCCCACUCUGGUGUGAUCUGACUUCUGUCUGUCUCUGCACUCUCUGCCUCCCCACUCUGGUGUGAUCUGACUUCUGUCUGUCUCUGCACUCUCUGCCUCCCCACUCUGGUGUGAUCUGACUUCUGUCUGUCUCUGCACUCUCUGCCUCCCCACUCUGGUGUGAUCUGACUUCUGUCUGUCUCUGCACUCUCUGCCUCCCCACUCUGGUGUGAUCUGACUUCUGUCUGUCUCUGCACUCUCUGCCUCCCCACUCUGGUGUGAUCUGACUUCUGUCUGUCUCUGCACUCUCUGCCUCCCCACUCUGGUGUGAUCUGACUUCUGUCUGUCUCUGCACUCUCUGCCUCCCCACUCUGGUGUGAUCUGACUUCUGUCUGUCUCUGCACUCUCUGCCUCCCCACUCUGGUGUGAUCUGACUUCUGUCUGUCUGCACUCUCUGCCUCCCCACUCUGGUGUGAUCUGACUUCUGUCUGUCUCUGCACUCUCUGCCUCCCCACUCUGGUGUGAUCUGACUUCUGUCUGUCUCUGCACUCUCUGCCUCCCCACUCUGGUGUGAUCUGACUUCUGUCUGUCUCUGCACUCUCUGCCUCCCCACUCUGGUGUGAUCUGACUUCUGUCUGUCUGCACUCUCUGCCUCCCCACUCUGGUGUGAUCUGACUUCUGUCUGUCUCUGCACUCUCUGCCUCCCCACUCUGGUGUGAUCUGACUUCUGUCUGUCUCUGCACUCUCUGCCUCCCCACUCUGGUGUGAUCUGACUUCUGUCUGUCUCUGCACUCUCUGCCUCCCCACUCUGGUGUGAUCUGAAGAAUAGCAGAAGGCAACAAUGUCUGGAUGCCAGGACACAGUGCUUUACUGGUUCACGACUUCAAGAGAUUGUUUAAUGUUGCGAAUAACAAGAGACAUUCUGCCUACUCAUACAGAGGCUUAAGCUGUUGUGUUUUGCCUGUACUCGUAUUAAUUUCUUUAUACUUUCAACUCUGCAACUCUUGUUUUUGUUUGUAUAAAUCCUGUAUAUAUGAAUAUGAAAAAUCAACUGUAGUAAUUUAACUGUCCUCAGAGUAAUAAGUAUUGUAAUGAAACAGCCGAGUCGUUACAGUAUUGUAUAUGAGCCAAAAUGAUUGUAAAGGUUUUAUGUCCGUCAUACAUUCUAGAUGCUGAAAUGUCCAGUUUGAGUUUGUCUGGGGAAAGUUUUUUUUUUACAAAAA
Messenger RNA from Oncorhynchus keta (chum salmon), 4459 nucleotides. It is a transcript of the gene gripap1, whose product is annotated as GRIP1 associated protein 1. The transcript has 28 exons. Bases 262 to 3009 code for a protein of 915 amino acids. Gene Ontology annotation, cellular component: extrinsic component of postsynaptic early endosome membrane; glutamatergic synapse; postsynaptic recycling endosome. Gene Ontology annotation, biological process: regulation of recycling endosome localization within postsynapse; regulation of modification of synaptic structure; neurotransmitter receptor transport, endosome to postsynaptic membrane. Lineage: Eukaryota; Metazoa; Chordata; Actinopteri; Salmoniformes; Salmonidae. The record is from RefSeq and is a predicted model, not a curated record.